AUGGCCAAGGUUGGACUAAAGAUAAAGCUGUUUACAGGAUCUUCACUAAAAGAUGUGGCUUUAGAAGUAGCCAUAGACCUACAGGCAACUUGGGUGAUACUUGACAGGAAAAUGAAGAAAGAUGAGGAGUUUUUCCUGCAGAGGCUUUCUUGUGGUAUAUCUAUAUUAAAGAGUAACGAUCGGAUACUUCGACUAAGAGGGCCUUUAGAUGUUCCAGAUGAAAUACCAUGUAACAGCCAUGAGACAUAUGAUGAAAGUUUACCAAGUGAUAUUGUGGCCUUGUUUCAUUGCAUGUUUCAGUAUAAUCUCUUUGAACACCUUAUUGCAACUAAGAACAAUCUAAUGAUAGGAAAACUUGAAGAUGAUGAACAGAACCAGAUACAAAUUAGGACCUAUGAGGAAGAGGGUUGCUCGAAUGAUAAAGCCAAUAUCAAUGAAAAUAUAUUUCCAGCUAGUCCGAAUCACCUGAGCAUGGAUGGAACAGAAAUAAAUAGUAAUCAAAUGAUAGAUAAAAUAGAAAGAGCUGAGCAAGGCCACCAUCAUGAACAGAUGCAAAACAUGUCCCUUGAGAUGGUGGGGGACACAGCAAUUAUGAUUAAAACGGAUCAAGGACCUGCUCAGGAAAUAGCUGAUCAACCAAGCAAAGAUGAAGAGAGGAGAAACAACUUCUUCCAUGGUGAGAAUUGGGACUGGAGCAAUCCAGAAAUGAGUGAGGAAAUGAUUGAUCAACCAAUAGAUGAUUUGCUGAGUAAGAAUCAUGCACAGACAUUGAGCAUUUUCAGUGCUGCUAUAUUGGAUGGUGGAGAGCAAGAGAAAAGUAUUUUGGAAAAUUCGAUGUACAAUUUCUGCUCUGUCUGCAAAAUUAGACGACCAAAUAUUGUGGGCCAAAAGGAAUUUACUUAUGAAGAACUCCUAGCAGCCACAGAUGCAUUUUCAUUGAAGAACUGUCUCUCCAAAAGUGGAUCUCUAUUCACUUUCAGAGGCCAGCUGGAAGGAGGAAUGAAACUAGUGGUUAAGAAGCAUGAUGUCACUAAAACUCAAGUAAGGGAGAAAGUAAAGUCACAAAUUCAAACCAUCCUCAAAGCUAGACAUAAGAAUGUGAUUACGCUCUUGGGCUCAUCUACAGCAGAAUCUUUCCUGUUUACUGUAUAUGAGUAUGCUUGCAAUGGUUCACUUGACAAAAGAAAGCUCCAGACCAUUGACCUGGAAAGAAAGGAAAAGAGUGGUAAUAGGCCUUGCCAGAGGCCUCAAAUUGGAGAUUACAACUUUGGGAAAGAACAAGAAUUGAAGUCCUACAAAAAUAAAAACAAAGAGAAUUAUGAAUACGUAGCUCCAGAAUACCAGGAGAAAGGGAAAUUAUCAUCAAAGGCAGAUGUAUACUCUUUUGGUGUAGUUAUUUUAGAGUUGAUCGCUGGGCGAAGGACUACAGAUUUCACGUCAGAAGAUAAAAGCCUUGUUGAAUGGGCAAAGCCUCUUCUUAAAAAGAAGAACUACUCAGAAUUGGUGGAUCCCAUAAUCAGAAAUUCAUACGAAGAGGAUCACCUUCGUUGGAUGGUCCAAGUAAUAGCAGAAUGUUUAGAAAAGAAUCCUAAGAAAAGGUCAUCAAUGAAUAUGGUUGUUUCUGCAUUACAAGGCAUAGCAGAGAGUGAACUCGACCACAUGACAGAAGAUAUUACUCCAGCUAUAUCAGAUUCGAGAAGUGUGCCAGAAAUAAAUGGUUCUCAAGAUGUGGGUUCAACAAAAACUAAAGCUGAUCAGAAAAAUCAGAAAGUCGAGCAAAUUGAGAGCAUACUUGGUGGGGAGAAUAAUCUCUUUUACAAAGCAAACCAGGGAAACUCUGAUAAACUCGGACAUAACGAAGAACAGAAGCAAAGAAGGUCUCGAGGGAAGGAUAGGAGCUCAGGAAAGAUGAUAGCGAAUGACCACAGAAUGGACGAGAGAGAAAUUGAUCAGCUGAAUGAGUUUGAGGAACAGAUUCCAAGCACACUCCAUAUGGAGGGCAUCAGAACACAAAAAAUUAGUGUUGAUGGCAUAAUGGGCCACACAAAAGUUGACCAACUGAGCCAAGAUCAAGAAGGAAAUAGCUUUGCUAAAAUGAUGGAGGUAGGAUUAAUACCAGAGGUUGAUCAGCUGGUCCAUGAUAAAACUCAAACACAGAGAAGCUUCCAUGAGAACUUACAGGAUGGACGCCAAGGUGAAACAAUUUUGGAGAAUUCAAAAUCCUCUGCAUGCUCUAUUUGUAGAAGUAGACGACCAAACAAUGCAUGCUCAGAAGACUUUGCUUAUGAUGAACUUCUAGAAGCUACAGAAGGAUUUUCCACUGAGAACUCUCUAUCUGGAAAUGAAGAUGGACCUACUUUCCAAGGCCUUAUAGAGGGACGGGUAAAAAUUGUUGUUAAGAAAUAUCAAGUCAAUGCCUCCCAAGAACAGAAGAUAAUAAAAUCAGAAGCAAAGCUGCUCAUCAGUGCUAGACAUAAAAAUGUGGUCAUGCUGUUGGGUUUAUGUACAAAUGAAAGCCAACUGAUGGUUGUGUUUGAGAAAGUAUGCAACGGUUCACUUGAGCAGUACCUAACAAGGGGAAGUUUCAAGUCAUUGACUUGGAAGCAAAGGCUGAAAGUAAUAAUGGGUACUGCCAGAGGUUUGAAGUACCUACAUGGGAAAGACAUAAUCCACGGAAAUAUAAAGCCAAGUAAUAUUCUUCUAACACAUGAGUUUGACCCACUGAUUGGAGAUUUCCACUUCGGACAACAGAAAGUUGGACCAAAGAAAUCCAGAAAAGAUAAAAGUGUAAGAAAUUCUGAAUAUUCAGCACCUGAGUAUCUGGAAAAUGGAAAACUAUCUUAUAAGACAGAUGUAUACUCCUUUGGUGUGGUUCUUUUGGAGCUGAUCAGUGGCCGGAGGGCUGCGGACAAAUUACCAGAUGGAAAAAGCCUUGUUAACUGGGCCAGGCCCCUACUGACAGGAAAGAAGUACCGCCCGUUGUUGGAUGGGAAAAUCAGUAACUCCUGUGAAGAAGAAAAACUUGUAUGGUUGGUCCAAGUAACAGAACAAUGUCUCAAAAAGAAUCCCAAUGAUAGAUAUUCAAUGAAUGUGGUUCUAUCUUCCUUACAAGGAAUAGAAGAAUCAAUUGAGUGUUGUGAAAUUCAAGAUUCUUCUCUAGAAAAUUCAUAUUCAAAUGAUCUCCCCACGAGUAGUACACAAGGUCAUAUGAAGGCUGAUCAAGUGAAGAAACAGGAACAAGAAUUGAUCGACAGAAACCAAUACAAGGAAGAAAGCAGUAAAAGAUUGACAGUUAAAACCAAUCACAAGAAUGAUCAUAGAAAUGAAGAUCGGAUGAUACAGGGUGAAGAAGAUGUGCAGAGGAGUCCCCAUGAGGAGAUGUUCGGGGUAAGACCUAUCAGCAAUGACAUGAUUGAUCAGAUAAACCCUGUCCAACAAUUCCAGGAAAAACUGCACAUUAAGGGAAGCUUUGAGAUAGAAGAAAUGGGUAAAGAAGUAGAUAAGAAACUAAUGGUGAGCAAGGAUAAAACACAAAUACAGGGAAGCUGUGAUGAUAGUUUAUUGAAUGGGAGUGAAGGCCAAAUCAUUUUGGGAAAUUCAAAGUCUUCUGAUUGCUCAAUCUGCAAAAGUAGUCGACCAAACAGUGGAUUGCAAAGGAAAUAUACUUAUGAAGAGCUUCAAGCUUCUACAGAAGGAUUCUCAGUUAAGUACUCUCUAUGUGAAGGUGAAUAUGGACCUGCUUUCAGAGGCCAGCUAGAGAAUAACCAGGAAAUAGUGAUUAAGCAACAUGCAUUCACAAACUUACAGGAGCAGAAGGUGUUCAUGUCAGAAUUCCAAUUGCUUAUAAAUGCCAGACAUGAAAACGUGAUCAUGCUGUUGGGUUCAUGCAUACGAUUAAGUCAAUUGCUGAUUGUGUAUGAGAAGGCAUGCAACGGUUCUCUUGACCUGUACUUAUCAAGAGAAAGUGGUAGAACACUGACUUGGGGAGAAAGGGUGAAAGUUGCAAUAGGUGUUGCCAGAGGUCUAAACUAUCUACAUGAGAAUAAUAUAGCACAUGGAGGAAUAAAACCAAGUAACAUUCUUCUAAAUCAUGAGUUGAAACCACUGGUAGGAGACUUUGUGUUUGGAAAAGAAAGAUGUGAAUUAAAAAAUCUCAAAAGACUUAAAAGAAUGAGGAAUUGUGGACGCACUGCACCAGAGUGUUAUGAGAGUGGAAUACUAUCGACUAAGGCAGAUGUAUACUCUUUUGGUAUAGUUCUUGUGGAGUUGAUCACUGGCCGUAUGAUUACAGAAAAAAUAUCAGGAGAGAGAUGUCCCACUGAAUGUAUAAGGUCACUUCUUGAAGAACAAAAGUUUCUACUGUUGGUAGAUCCCAAAGUCAGCAGCUCCUAUGAUGAGCAACAACUAGUUGCAUUGGUCCACGUGAUAGAAAACUGUCUGAGAAAGAAUCCAAACGAAAGGUUCACAAUGGAUAUGGUUGUCUCUGCAUUGCCAUCUAUAGUAGAUUGCAGUGACACAUAUGUAAAGGAAGACUUUGCACCAGAAAACUCUCAUGUUUCAGAAGUAACAAACUCAAGAGUGAAGGAGGAACCACCAAAUGAAGAAGAUUUAGGCAUGGAGAAUAGUGAAGAAAAAGGGGACAACGUAACUUAUAAUGGAGGCAAUGAAACAGAAAUACGUCAAGAGUGUGACAGCAACCCAAUUGGUUGUGAAAAUAGUAAGGAAACAGAAGAAAAAGAAAGCUUAAGCAUCAAGAUAUGUUGGGAAGGUUGUUCAUCCUAUGGUGGAGCUAGAGAAUUUUAUCUCGAAGGGAUCAAAGAGUACACAGCAUGUGAAGAACUUUUCGGCUUUGUGAUUUAAUUUGAGUUUUUCUUUCAACAUUGUAUGCAUCAUUUGCACAUUUCUUUUGUAACAAUAUAUGGA
This is a messenger RNA of Vigna unguiculata (cowpea), 4923 nucleotides long. RefSeq lists its product as uncharacterized. The record is from RefSeq and is a predicted model, not a curated record. Gene Ontology annotation, cellular component: plasma membrane. Gene Ontology annotation, molecular function: protein kinase activity; ATP binding. NCBI's taxonomy places the organism in Eukaryota, Viridiplantae, Streptophyta, Magnoliopsida, Fabales, Fabaceae. Gene Ontology annotation, biological process: protein phosphorylation.